Nomia melanderi (Alkali bee) is the source of this 705-nucleotide messenger RNA. RefSeq names its product ribosomal protein L27A (gene RpL27A). Gene Ontology annotation, cellular component: cytosolic large ribosomal subunit; ribosome. The record is from RefSeq and is a predicted model, not a curated record. Lineage: Eukaryota; Metazoa; Arthropoda; Insecta; Hymenoptera; Halictidae. Gene Ontology annotation, biological process: translation. Gene Ontology annotation, molecular function: structural constituent of ribosome.
AAAUUAUUCGAGUCUAUAUAAAUUUUAUUGACAGUUUCCGUUACUUUAGUAAUCUAUGGUUCAUGGUGAAAUUACUGUUGAAACUGAAACAAACAUACGCGCCAUCUAGACGAAAUUUGACUAUUUCCAAGCGAAAAGUUAGGCUUCUUUCUUCACAUCGUAACCAAGAUGUCUACACACAAAAAGAAGACCAGGAAGCUCCGCGGUCAUGUCAGCCAUGGUCACGGUCGUAUAGGUAAGCACAGGAAACAUCCUGGAGGUCGUGGUAAUGCUGGUGGUCUUCACCACCAUCGUAUCAACUUUGACAAAUACCAUCCUGGCUACUUUGGAAAGCUUGGUAUGCGAAAUUACCACUUGAGACGGAACACAAAGUGGUGCCCUGCUUUAAAUUUGGAUAAAUUGUGGACACUGGUGUCAGAACAAAACAGGCUUAAAUAUAAGGAUUCAAAGAGCAAAGUACCAGUGAUUGAUCUUGUGAAAGCGGGAUACUACAAACUGCUAGGAAAAGGACGUCUUCCUAAACAACCAGUUAUUGUUAAAGCCAAAUUCUUCAGCAAAUUGGCAGAAGACAAAAUCAAGGCUGUUGGAGGUGCAUGUGUCCUUUCUGCUUAAAAAUGCAGGGAUCAACAUCUGGGCGGAACAUCUUGCUGUACAUUCUCUUGUGUUUAUAUUCUUAAUAAAAUUUAAACAACCAAAAAAAGGAAA